AACAAACAAACAAACAAAGAUAUCAGCAUUGUAGCCUCUCAAUCUGAGCCCAUUUCCCUUCUCUGGCUACCAUGCCUCCUUCUCCUAUAUGAUACCAUUCACUACUUUGUUUAAUUCUCCAGUCUAGACCUGCAUCUUGAGACCACACCCAGCCUACUCACUCCCCACACCCCUCUUUCUUCUCACUGCUCCUUCCUGGUCUCUUCUCAUCUGGCUCCACCUCUGAGGAGUCCUCAGAGAAACCCUUCUGGGUUGCCCUGGAACACAGACUAUCCCCCCUCCUAGUGAAGGGAGUGGGUGGGUGUUUCAGCCCCACCCUCAGGAAGAUGCGUCUUCCCGGUCCUCUGCUCUACGGUACUUCCUCUCUGGCUGACUUAGCAAACAGCACCUAGACUGGGGGCCAGGCCCUUGGCAGUGGGACAGAUCCAGGGACAGGCUACAGCACCUUGCCCUGACCCUGGGAUUGGCAUCAGCUUCCAACCAGUUCCUGUCAAAGCUUGUAAGUCCUCCCGACAGCCAUGAACACUACAUCUGCAGCAUCCCCCUCGCUAGGUGUAGGGUUCAACUUUCUGUUGGCUAUCAUCCUGCUGUCAGUGGCGCUGGCUGUGGGGCUUCCCGGCAACAGCUUUGUGGUGUGGAGCAUCUUGAAAAGGAUGAAGAAGCGCUCUGUCACUGCCCUGUUGGUGCUGAACCUGGCCCUGGCCGACCUGGCCGUAUUGCUCACUGCUCCCUUUUUCCUUCACUUCCUGGCCCAAGGCACCUGGAGUUUUGGAUUGGCUGGUUGUCGCCUGUGCCACUAUGUCUGUGGAGUCAGCAUGUACGCCAGUGUCCUGCUUAUCACAGCCAUGAGUCUAGACCGCUCACUGGCAGUGGCCCGCCCCUUUGUGUCCCAGAAGCUACGCACCAAGGCGAUGGCCCUGCGGGUGCUGGCAGGCAUCUGGGUGGUGUCCUUUCUGCUGGCCAUACCCGUCCUCGUGUACCGCACAGUAGUGGCCUCGAAAACGAACAACAUGAGCCUGUGUUAUCCGAAGUACCCCAGCAAGAAGCACCAGGCCUUCCAUCUAAUCUUCGAGGCCGUCACGGGCUUCCUGCUGCCCUUCCUGGCUGUGGUGGCCAGCUACUCCGACAUAGGGCGUCGGCUGCAGGCCCGGCGCUUCCGCCGCAGCCGCCGCACUGGUCGCCUGGUGGUGCUCAUCAUCCUGGCCUUCGCCGCCUUCUGGCUGCCCUACCACGUGGUGAACCUGGUCGAGGCCGCCCGUGCGCUGGCCGGCCAGGCCUCCGGGUCGGGGCUCGUGGGGCAGCGGCUGAAACUGGCCCGCAACGUACUCAUCGCGCUCGCCUUCCUGAGCAGCAGCGUGAACCCCGUGCUGUACGCGUGCGCCGGCGGCGGCCUGCUACGCUCAGCGGGCGUGGGCUUCGUCGCCAAGCUGCUGGAGGGCACGGGCUCCGAGGCGUCCAGUACCCGCCGCGGGGGCAGCCUGGGCCAGACCGUGAGGGGCGGCCCCGCUGCUCAGGAGCCCGGCCCUUCCGAGAGCCUCACUGCCUCCAGCCCUCUCGAGUUAAACGAACUGAAGUAGGCCUGGUGGUGGAAGGAGGCCCACUUUCUCCUGGCAGAAUGCCAGCCCUGAGCCAGUUCUGUACCUGGAGAAGGAGCAGGGGCGUGGAGGGCGUGGGAGCGUGGGAGGCAGGAGUGGAGUGGAAGAAGAGGGAGAGGUGGAGCAAAGUGAGGGCCGAGUGAGAGAGUGCGCCAUCCUGGCUCCCACAGGCAGCUUUAACCAUUAAAACUGAAGUCUGAAAUUGGGUCAACCUUGUGAGUGGGGUACGUGUGCUGUGGGCAUCGGGGUGCUCGUGGGUGCCCUGGCGGGACCCCUCUCAGUAGUUGAAAGUCACCUUCUUUAGUUCCCCAUGAUUUACAAUUUUGGAAAGGACACAAGGACAAACAUAGAUUGCCCCCAUCCCAGGUGAUUCCGAGUACUAGUCUGCAGAUAAUACUUAGCAAAACGCAAUCUAUGGACUCCUAAAGCAGCUUGUCUAGGAAGACCACCCAUGUGGGCCUAUCACUCCAAGCUCUGUGACUCAGGGGACCUUCUGAGAAAACAGCACUGCUAUGAAACAUCUUCCCUGAAGCCUGUGAUAAGUCUCCUUGUUAGCAUGACUCCAACUUCCUGCCAAUAAUCUUUGUCCUCUCUGUAGGAGGUAUUCUAGGGGAUGCCUUCCUUCCUUCCAUUUCACAAAGAGGUCAGACUUGAGGACUAAGUCAUUAGAUCUUAUCCCUUAGAAUUCUGCAUAUCAGCAUCUGCUAACCUCCACAACACACCCUGGCACAGGGUGGGGCUGAGGGCCCCAGGAAACAAAGAUUCCCAAAAGUGAGAGGGAUGAGUCAUUAUUUCCUGGAGAUGACUGUUGUUUUAGAGAACCUUGGUCCAACUCUGUUCUGACAAGGUUUUAGGAAGAUGGCAACAACAGUGGCAGCAGUGUACUUUUUGGAUCUUUCUCAUAAAAAAACAAAAGAGCAAGUAAGAGAGUGAAACCAAAUAUUCACAUGCAACACCCGCAUCAAACCUAGUAUGUCAAGGUAUCUCCCAUGGACCCCAAAGUAUGAGCCAGUGAGAAUGAGUCAUCAAUACUUCAAGACCCAUAUACCAGCAUCUGUGCAGAAGGAUACAGAAGGAAGCAAAGGGAUGUUGGAUAGAUCUAAGAAGAGGAGACCCCCAAGCUGUCUACAGAUCCUUACUGGAAAGCAUGGUGUACCAAUUUGAGAACAGCAGCUGAAACUGGGAGGGACCUAACAGAGUAUUUCUCAGACCUCUCACCCAUUCUGUAUGGUAAACACAUGAUAGGUACUUGUUUAGUGUUUGUUGAAUGAAUAAAGUUCAAAUGACAUUUCCCUGGA
Messenger RNA from Piliocolobus tephrosceles (Ugandan red Colobus), 2893 nucleotides. Its product is annotated as leukotriene B4 receptor 1. Gene Ontology annotation, biological process: complement receptor mediated signaling pathway; inflammatory response; phospholipase C-activating G protein-coupled receptor signaling pathway. The record is from RefSeq and is a predicted model, not a curated record. Lineage: Eukaryota; Metazoa; Chordata; Mammalia; Primates; Cercopithecidae. The transcript is spliced from 2 exons. Bases 519 to 1577 code for a protein of 352 amino acids. Gene Ontology annotation, cellular component: plasma membrane. Gene Ontology annotation, molecular function: leukotriene receptor activity; complement receptor activity.